This is a messenger RNA of Triticum urartu, 769 nucleotides long. RefSeq lists its product as uncharacterized. Gene Ontology annotation, cellular component: nucleus. Gene Ontology annotation, molecular function: sequence-specific DNA binding; DNA-binding transcription factor activity. Lineage: Eukaryota; Viridiplantae; Streptophyta; Magnoliopsida; Poales; Poaceae. The record is from RefSeq and is a predicted model, not a curated record. Gene Ontology annotation, biological process: regulation of DNA-templated transcription.
CCCCCCCCCCCCCCCCCCCCCAUUUGGAUUAGCACGUGAAGGAUUAACUGAAGAGACAAUCAGAGAGAGGGGCAUAAUGUCAAGGGAGCGCAAGAAGGCAGCAGCUGCUCUACAGGAGAAGAUGCAGAUUCUGCGCUCCAUCACUCACUCCCACGCGCUGAGCAAUCCUUCCAUAGUCAUGGACGCGUCGGAGUACAUCAAGGGGCUGAAGCAGAAGAUCGCGAGGCUCAACCAGGAGAUCGCACGCGAGGAAUACGCGCACUCGCACAAGCAGAACUCUUUCCCCACGGUGAGCGUGGAAGCCCUAGGGCAUGGGUUCCUCGUGAACGUGUCCUCCGACAAGAGCUGCCCCGGGCUGCUCGUCGCCGUGCUGGAGGCGUUCGAGGAGCUGGGCCUCACCGUGCUCCAGGCCACGGCGUCCUGCGCCGAUACGUUCCGCCUCGAGGCCGUCGGAGGAGGAGAGAACCAGGCGGCGAGUGUGGAUGAGGAUGUCAUCAGGCGGGCGGUGCAGCAGGCCAUCACCAACUGCGGCGCGGAGCAAGGGGAUCAGUAGCUAGCUGCUUUACGUGCCCCCACAUAUUCUUCUCGAUCUGCCGGCCCGCCCAUUUGCAUAGUUUCAUGGCUCUUCUCUCGAUCUACCGGAUGAGCUGCGAUGAUAUAUACAUCCAGCUCAAUCUCUAGCAAUUCACCUUGUACUAUCUGUUGAUGAGUGAUGAUGGUAAUUCUAUCGAAAUUGCAGGUAGUCCGGCAAGGUGUUAUUUAUCAGUUA